Molecule: messenger RNA, 442 nt
Organism: Ruditapes philippinarum (Manila clam)
Lineage: Eukaryota; Metazoa; Mollusca; Bivalvia; Venerida; Veneridae
Product: NADH dehydrogenase [ubiquinone] 1 alpha subcomplex subunit 2-like
Exons: 3
Coding region: 73-354 (93 amino acids)
Source: RefSeq, a predicted model, not a curated record
CACUCUAAUUUGUUAAAAUGAUCAUGUUAAAUAAUAUUAUAGAAAAUAUUUCGCUCAAUGUCAAGGUGAAAAAUGGCAGCCGCUGUCAAACUUGGUCGACAUUUGAAAGAACUUAGAAUUCACCUUUGUCAGAAAUCAGCUGCAAGCAAAGGUGUAAGAGAGUUUAUAGAGACACAGUAUGUUCCUCUGAAGAAAAGCAAUCCCAAGUUUCCUAUUUUAAUCAGAGAAUGCAGUGGAGUAAAUCCUGUAGUCUAUGCCAGAUAUGAGCAUGGUAGAGAACAGUGUGUACCAUUGUCAGACAAAUCUAGCAGUGAUGUGUUAAAAACAAUAGAAUCUUUGUCAUCAAAGUCAUAGACAUUUUAUAAUGAUAAAUAAUGAUUUUUUGAUACAACUGAAGCAAAAUAAAUACUUGUAAUAAAAUUAGAUAAAUAAAAAAGAAAAA